This is a messenger RNA of Hemibagrus wyckioides, 8476 nucleotides long. RefSeq names its product calcium-activated potassium channel subunit beta-4-like. The record is from RefSeq and is a predicted model, not a curated record. Gene Ontology annotation, biological process: potassium ion transport; detection of calcium ion. The transcript has 3 exons. Gene Ontology annotation, molecular function: calcium-activated potassium channel activity; potassium channel regulator activity. Bases 140 to 772 code for a protein of 210 amino acids. NCBI's taxonomy places the organism in Eukaryota, Metazoa, Chordata, Actinopteri, Siluriformes, Bagridae. Gene Ontology annotation, cellular component: membrane; voltage-gated potassium channel complex.
GUCUCAGCAUGAUGCGUGGUGGACGCGAGCGCACAGUUCAGAGUUAGAGGCAGCGGAGAGGGAAGUUCCUGAAGCACGGUGCGGUCUUGUGUCGGACCGCACCGCUUUUUAUGGACCUUUUCACCACCAGAGCCGAGCGAUGGCUAAGAUCCGGGUCUCGUAUGAGUACUCGGAGGCGGAGGACCGCAGCAUUCGGCUCGGCCUCUUCCUGAUCGCUUGCGGCGUGCUUUCUCUCUUCAUCCUGUGCUUGUGCUGGCUGAGUCCGGCGCUGCAGAGUCUGCGCAGCCGCCCGACCAACUGCACGGUGCUGAGCGUGCGCCGCCUGGACGAGCGCUUCGAGUGCGUGUUCACGUGCGGCGCGGACUGUCGCGGCACGUCGCUGUAUCCCUGCCUGCAGAUCUUCGUCAACAACUCGGCAUCCGGCGCCGCCGCGCUGCUCCACUACGACGAACAGCAGCUGUUGCUCAACCCCAAGUGUUCUUAUGUUCCCAAAUGUGAGCGAGAUAACCAGAAGAUGCGAGAAGACAUCCUAAGGUUACAACACUACUGGAGUGAAGAGGGCAGUAACCAGUCCUUCACCUGCUUCUUCAAUCCUCAGAGGAGGCCAGAUGAUGUGCUUUGGCAACGUUCCCAUGAUGCCAGUGUGCUGUUGCACUGCGUGCUGUGGCCGAUGCUGAGUCUGCUGGUCGGGACGCUCAUUGUACUCCUCACGGUCUGCGCUCGCAGUUUGGCCGUGCGAGCCGAGGCCAUUCAAAAACGCAAGUUCUCCUAAACACCACUGUGGACUGACAGACAUUCGUUUUGGAUUCGGAGGUGCACCUGCACACCGCUUGUAAAGCUGUGGAGCAUCUAUAGCUGAAACCUGAUACGUUCGAAAAGCCUGGGAAGUGUGAGACGUUCUGGUGUCACUGCUCUGGUAAGUCCAGAUUAUUUAGGCCUAGCUGAGGACAAUCUAUCAUUUAUCAUAGGAUUAGAGGUACCCCAUGCAACGCUUGUUGGUUUUUGUUUGUCAGAGGUUUGUGGGGUUGAUCCGACAAAAUAAAAACGCCGUUCUUAUGUGGUAUUUGUGGUUAUGUCUAUUAAAGCCAUAUAGACUAAUAGUAGGCUGCAAAAAGCAACGUUGUUGUUCUUCCUCAGUUGCCCUGGUGUAACGAUGAGCGGCUUUCAUUCCACUUCAGUGCUUGUCUCUCUGUAUCGCUUCCAUCUGUGUGAUCUGUGCCUGUUUUAGUUCCUACAGGACAGGCUAAGCUAUCGGUAGCAUGGUCUGACGCUUUAAGUAGCAUUUGCUAAUGUAGCAAGAAAUUUAAACAUUGUCUAUUGAGUAGCUAUGUAUUUCGGCACCUUUUUCUACCUCUUCCAUGUCUCAUACAUUGGCAAAUAUGCCGUGAACAUUCCAUUGUUUGAACUUUUCCUUGUCUCAUAGCUUAUUGUUAAUUACUCACACGAGUGUAAUACACACUGCUGUAUCUUAGUGUAUAUAUUGUUGAUUGUUUUAUUGAAUUCUGCCUUGUGCCCACUAAAUGUGAGGUAUAGUAACUCACAUUUUAUAUUAAUGUCACUCAAACAUCAGUGUCCUGAACAUCACUGUCUGAUUUAUAGCAGCAUCUGUUAUACACUGCAGUGCUCAGAGCUGACUUUAGUCCUAAAGAUAUGCUCAUAUUUAUGCAGAGACACUUCUCUACAUUCAGAUUUGAUCCUCUUUAAUAACCUCAAAAUAACACGUCCAGCAGAAAAUAAAAAUAACGGUGAAACAGGCACACUAUAGAAUAGAAUAUUUACAAUACAAUUACCCAUAACACAUUGUAAAUUCCAGUCUAUCAUUCUAUAAUUCCAGUCAUUUAUCUCCACACUAAAUGUUUAAGGAAUUUCAGCUGAAAAUGUACUGAUCAGCAUGGACAGUAGAGUAUACACAGUGCUGCUAGUGAGAUCUGUACUUCAUAAAAAUAACAAGAACAAGGAUAAUUAAGGUAAUGGGAGAAAGAUAAUUACAUCCUGGAAAUAAUGUAAUUAAAUCGUUGGAAAAGGGUAAUUAAGUCAAGAUAAUUACAUUGUGGAAACAGAAUAAUUAUAUCAAGUGGGAGCAAGAUACUUAAAUCAUGGGAUCAAGAUAAUUAUGAAGUGGUACCAAGAUAAUUACAAUGUGGGGACAAUACAGUUAUGUCAUGGGAGCAAGAUACUUAAUUCAUGGGAAAUAAGAUACUUAUGUCCUGGGAAUAAGUUAAUUUAAUCAUGGGGAAAAGAUAAUUAUGACAUGGGAACAAGAUAAUUAUGUCAUAGGAACGAGAUGAUUAUGAGGUGGGACCAAGAUAAUUAUGUCAUAGGAACGAGAUAAUUAUGAGGUGGGACCAAGAUAACUAGAUUGUGGGAAGAAGAUAUGUAUUUCUUGGGAACGCAAUACUUGCAAGAUAAACACAUCAUAUUUAUGUUCUGCAAACAAGAUAAUUAUGUCAUGUUAACAAGAUACUUAAGUCAUUGGAACAAGAUAAUUCCAGGAUGGGAUCAAGAUCAUUACAGUUGUAAUAGUAAGAUAAUUAUGAGGUGGGAAAUCAAAAGCUAAUAAAGUCCCACGGACAAAUUAAGUCAAUUGUGGGGACAAGAUACUUAAUUAACAGGAAAAUAUAUGAGAAAAAGUUAAUUAAAUUAAAUUGUGGGAACAAGAUAAUUAAGACAUGGCCACAUUUACAUAAGCCUAUAUGAUUGUGUUGUGAUUGUGAAGUAAUUGUCACUCUGCUGUUUUAAUUGAAAUGUAGACACUAGAAAAGUGCUCACUUUAUCUAUCAUUAAUACAGUCCGUGUAGCAUCUUUUUCAUCAAUAGCAUUCAUUUGGUUGUUUAUUACCUUUAUUUUUUCAUUAAAAACAGUUCAUGUUUGUGUAAAUAGUGUACAAUAUACAAAAAUAAUGAGCAGCUCUAUGCUAUGAUUGACAGUGAUGUCCCCGUGAUUAUGAUGACGAUGAUUUAUAACUGUGUGAUGAUACAGAUGAAGGAUUGAUGGGUCUCUAAUAUUAAAUCAUUCCACAGGGAUCUGGUGGUGACUAUAAACACAAUUCAGUUUAGAGGCACAACACAAUGGCCAUGUCUUAUUAAGAAGGAGCUAUGCUUAAGUAUCCUGUUCCCACCCUGUAAUUAUGUAUGGUUUGAUUUCAGGGAUCUCACCAGUGGGAUCUGUAAUACAGAAAACAGUUCUCCAGCGAUCUCUAUGAUGCUCUUCAGUAAUGUUUCCUAAAUUCAGUGUCUCCCAUCAUCCUGGCAGCUACAGGGCUCCAUAAUACAUUGUACUGUAGGUAGUGAAUAGUGAAUAAGUGACUGAGGAAGUGAUUUUAGACACUGCACCACUGAGAUCUGGAGUAUUCACACGUUCAUGGGUCUAAUGACACCAUCCACAAAAUGGUAAGCUUUAGGAUUAGGGAAAAAGUUGCUAACUGUAGUUAAAUGUAUUUAGUAUUUCAUAUUAUAAGUAUAGAAUAAUGUCAAAAUAAUAAUUUAUCAAUUAAUUAAUAAUAAAUAAGAAUAAUUUAAAAAUAUAAAUUCUACACCUAUUUCUAGAUUACAUUUUUUUUUAGAAUUGAAAAUUCUUCAUUAAUCUUAUUCUAUUAGUAGAAUUCAUUUUAGAAAUAAAUACUUAAAAUAAACAACAAAAAAACCCAACCUAUUUAAACUGAAUUGUCUUAAAAUAGGUUUAAUAAUCUAAUAUUAUUAACUUAAAAACAUUAUUGUAGUUUACUGUAAUCUUAUAAUAGGAAAUACUGAAUAAAUCUGACUAUAUUUCAGGUAUAUUUACUUGAUAAAAUGUCAUUUUCUGCAGUGUGGAUGAUUCAAAUACUUUUAUCAUGAGUUGUGUGGGGGGUUUUUUUUCUUUUAAUAUUGCCCUCAAAUACCAUUGCAUUGUUCUUUUGUCCUGAAGCCAGUGGAUUUUUUUAAGUUGGUUUUUGGAUAAAUACCUGAAACAUGAUGUUGAGGCUCAUUUUUUUUACGACAUAUAAUAAAUCAUUAAUACCACACUCCUGAUAUUUUAAAGCUUAAAGGCAAGUACUAACAAGUAGUUGAAUCUUCUACAGCAUCGUUAUGUUUGUUACUCACACUGUUAAUACUCAUUCACUCAUAUCCAUCCACUAAUAGACCACAGAGGAUCAGGGAAAAUGUUUUUAAAUAAAGAAUGAGAGCGUGAAGUUUAGUGCAAAAUCGCAGCUUUAUGUUAACCCUCGAAAACUUUUAGUGACAACGUACAUUACCUCUGAGAAGACGUAGACACUCACAGUCAAGUCACAUUAAGUCUAACCGAUUUUUUAUUAUUUACUGGAGAAAUGUAUAAUCUUUGCUAUUCUGUAAGGAGAUGUUUAUUUAUUUGUUUAUUUUGAGUGUCCAGUGCUCGGGGGGUGGGGGGUGGGGGUGUUGUGUGUGUUGUGGUUUGUCAGUAACAUGACAAGCUGCUUGUUUUUCUUUAGUAAAUGAUGAAGGACAAACCAGUUUAUAGCUGCUUUAACGUUAGUGAUAUCACGAGCUAAUGUGUUUUGCGGACUUUAAGCGUAACUAUAAAUGGAUAAAGAGGUAUUUUAUUAUUACGUGUUAUUCUUUAGUAAAUCGAAUACAAUUGUAAGCUCUGACAAAUCGCUGUGGGAUAAGAAGAUUUAGGAUGUGUGUGGUGUUCAUGCACAAUUCUUUGUACUGCAUCACUGAUUAUUUUAUUAUUUUAACAGCAGACUCGUUUUCGUUUGUUUUCAUUUAUUUCCUUUCUUAAUACUCUGUGGAGAUUUAGAAUACAGCAGGAUGAAAACUACAACGAUAUAAUAAACCUGUAAUGCGGUCUUGUUCCUACUUGAGUAAAUGAAAUGAAAGUUUUACUCAAUAAUAAAAUUUGGUAGUUUUAUUUGUAACUCAUUGUACAUUUAUCAGCCUCAGGUUACUGCUGCUGUAACCCACACAUGCCAUAACAGUGACCCGUAGAUAUGUCUUUACAUGUGUACUGUAUAAACACUGUACUGUGCAAUACCUUCCGUAAGUAUUCACCCCCCUUUCUUUCUUUCUUUUUAUGUUAUAACCUGGAACUGAACUGGACUUAACUGGGAGAAUGUCGUAAAAACUCGUAAAAUUAUGGAUGCAUAAGUAUUCACCCCCGCUGCAGUCAGAUCAGUAGGUGAUUGGUGUUGAAGGUGACGCAUUUUCAUGUUCCUGGACUUUGCUAAAGAACCUAAACAAACUACAUACAUAUUUUUUAGGACAGGAUGCAGAUCCCAGAUACAAGAUGAAUCACAUCACACUUAUGAUCAAUUAUGAUCUGAAAAAAAAUAAUUUCUAUAGUGCAGAUCUGAGAAUAACCUGAUUCAUUUUGUUGUUUUGUUCGAGAUUAAACAGAAAUGUUGUUAUUUAACAAUCAAAAAAUGAUAUAGCUAUACUGCUAUACUAGCUAUACUAUGAUCUCCACUGUAAGGAGAUGUUUAUUAAGCAUCUAUGGAAGGAGUCUCCAGUGUCAGUGGUUUGAGGGAAAGCUGGAGAGAUCCACAGCUCAGAAAGGAGAAUCUGUCUACAGGAAAAUUAUCUGGAUUAUGUAGAAGAAUAGGGUACAAGUGCAGAUUUUAUUAGAAUAGUAUAAUACAAAUAACCAAAGCAUUAGAUAUGAAUAAAACAACAGGCCAAAGAUGAGCAGCGACACAUACGCAGGACACGGAGAAAAGCAGAGAUGGACAGACAUUGCUAGAGAUGAAUUCAGUGUCUAUCCAUGAUAUUAUAACCAUGACAGCAACAAUGCCUAGAAUACUUCACAAACCUAGGUUUAAUAGAAAUGUGUGAAGAGUGAUGAGGGGAAAAAAAGCUAUUAUUGAAAUAAAAAGCCAUAUGAACUCCUGAGUUGAGAAGAGGUCUGAUGAAAACUGAACUGAACUUGUUUACUACAUUUGGAAACCCAAGACUGCUGAUCACUCUAAGACAGGGGAAGUCCAAUUUUAUCCACAAAGGGCUGGUAUGGGUGCAGGUUUCCAGUCCAAUCAAGCAGAAGUCACACCUGAGUCUACUGAAAGCUGAGAUCACUUGAUUAAGGUGGAAUCAGGUGUAGCGCAUGCUUGAUUGGAAUGAAAACCUGCACCUACCCCAGCCCUUUGUGGAUAAGAUUGAACCCCACUGCUCUAAGAGGAAUAUCCACACACUGAAGCAUGGUGGUGGUAGCAUCACGUCGUGUGAAUGCUUUUCUUCAGCAGAGAUUAGGAGACUGGUGCAGGUAGAAAGGUGAGGUGGAUGGACAGUGGUACUGGAUAAUCUGAAAAAGAAAGAAAAAACCCCUGUUCUUGUUUGGAGAGAUUUGACACAGCAUCCCUAAGCAUACUGACAGCGCUACACUGGAGCAGUUCAAAACCUCAAUCUGAUGAAGAAUCUGUGGCAAGGCUUCAUCACCGCUUCUCACCAGUGCUCUCUGUGCAAUCUGUCAGAGGAAUUCUCCCCCAAAAAUUAAUGUGCAAAGCUGAGAGAGAGAGAGAGAGAGAGAGAGAGAGAGGGAAAGAGAGAGAGAGAGGCGGAGAUAUCCCAGUAGACUUGCCUCUGUAAUAGCAGGAGGUUCACUUCGACACAUCUGCAAUUGUUUAUUAAAAGUGUGUUUAAAAUGUCUGAUAUAUCGUGUAAAUAUGAACCUCUAUAAAAUCCCAGAGAAGUCCAUUACAGUUCCAGGCUCUAACACUACAGGGACAGUGUAUGAUUUCAGUUCAGUGAAAUUUCCUGUUCAGCUGCUACUGAGAAAGGAGUUUUAUAAAAAAUGUAUUAGAAAUGGAGUAUUUAUGGAUCCUUCUGAAUUGUUUUGAAUUGUUGUGAAGUUUCUGAAUUGAAUUUGGAAUAUCUCAAAAUAUUUUUCAGAAAAGAAACCCAAUAAAUCAGUGUUCGUUUAGACUACAUCGAAGGGUGUGGCAAAAAAAAAAACAAAACAAAACAAAAUGGCUAAUCAUUUUUAACACUUUAAGUUAACUUUUCAGUUAGAUUUCAGAUUGUUCCAUGUUUGUGAGUCUGAUGGUGUGUUUGUAUCUUGUUAAAACAACAAUAUUUUGCGUUUUUCUACGACCGUGUAAUUGUUCUAAUGGCCAUGUUGAAUGUUUGUCUAUUGCUACCUUCAGAAUUUGUACCUUUUAAAAUUAGCUAGUAGAGAACUGGUCAGCUGCUAAAAUGCAGCACCUUAACACAAAGCACUGAUGAAUGUACGUUUUCCAAACACUUUCUGGAUAAAUACAAGUCAGCGCCAUGAUUUUAGAGGCAGAGAUGGCUUGUGAUAUAUCAACAACUCAGUUUCUGUGUGGGAUUUUAUUAUUUUUAUUUUUUUUUUACAACUAUGAAUCUGCUUUGUCAAUGUUUGUCAGUCGGAUAUUCUCUGUCCCUCGCCUUCGUCUCAACCUGUUGUUCAUCUCAUGACUUUUAAACCAAUGAAUGAACUCAUGUUGUUUAGCUGUGGAGCGUUUCUGAGUGAUGAUUCCCGAUAUUAAUCAUAUUGGUGUUGAUAUUACUGACAUGUCAGUCCGAUAGGCCAUAAUGAAUAAUAAACAUAUCAAUCAGUACGGUUUAGAGCAAAAUCCACACGAUGGAUCUUAUAUCUCAAUGAGUAGUGCCUGAUUUAGAUAUUUUACCAUCAUUCUAAAAUAUUCCAAAUAAAAUAUCAAAUUCUACUACUUUGCAGCGGUUUCAUUUCUGUCGUCAACGUGUGUACGCGCCUGUCAAAGCUUCUAAUUUCAUCUCUUAUUCAUUUAGCAGUGCAGAUGAUGCUAAUUACGCACGUUUGUACGGACCAGGGUUUCCAUGGUAGCCGCAUUUAUGAGAGAGAGAGAGAGAGAGAGAGAGAGAGAGUUAAAUAUUCGAUGAAUUCUUUGCUCAUGUUGUGCAUGAAGUAUUUCAGAGAGCUGCGGCUGAACUCGCUGUAAAAAACAAGUGUAAAUAACAUACAUUAAUCUGAAAUGAUUAAACCAUCUGCCUCGAUCUGUAACUGGAUUUUAAAUGGGGGGAAAAUGGGAAAAGAUUGUUAAUGGGGAAAAAGAUGAGGGAAUGAAAUUGACUUGGUUCAAUAAGUGGUGAUCUUGGAGUUGGUAUUAAAUCGUUUUCAACUUCCAAGCAUUCAAGAUACAUAUAUAUAUAUAUAUAGUUUGUGAAAUGAUUUAGCGAACCAGGUAAUAAAUGCUUUGUUGUGUGACAAAAAAAGAAAAACCAAAUCAGGCUGAGCGCCGAGGGAUUUGUGAGGUUCAACCCGAGUCACUUUAAAUAAAGACUUAAAAAUAACAUAGAGGAGGAGAGUUUCAAUAAAAUGUCCCUGUGAAACAGAUGACUUCCACAAAGCGCAAGAGAAAGCACUGAGUACCAGAAGAUUCCUAACAGCCGUGACAGCUGGCCUGCAAAUACAGUGGAAACCAGGAAAUGAGGUCAGACUGAAAAGAUGUGUUUAUUCCUGCGCUUCUUUUCUCCUUCUGCGCUUCUGAUGAACAGUUGAAAGUGAAGUGAGUGAAAUAUGACUGGAUAUG